AUGGGUGAAGCAAAAGAUAUCAACGGCGCUCCAAUGCCUCCUGCGGGGCAGUCUGUCACCCAAGACGCCACCGCCGCCAAAGAGAGCAGCUGGACAGUUGAGAGCGUGCUUACCGACAUCCUUCCCAGAUACGCCGAGAACACAUCGUCCCCCAUCCCCUUCUUCCACCUGCUCGAGCGCCUCAAGACUACCAAGCGCGCUGGCUGGCGCCGCUUCGGCAUUGACAAUUGCGAGUCCAUUGCCGACCACAUGUACCGCAUGUCCAUCCUCACCAUGAUGGCUCCCGCUUCGCUUACCUCGACUCUCGACAUACUGAAAUGCUGUCGCAUGGCGCUCAUCCACGACAUGGCUGAAUCGCUGGUCGGUGACAUCACCCCCGUAGACCAUGUGACCAAGGAAGAGAAGAGUAGACGUGAAACCGAGACAAUGGACUACAUUUGUACCAACUUGCUUGGCAAUUUCAACGGUGGAUUGAAUGGUGCAGACGUACGAGCGAUAUGGCAGGAGUACGAGGAUAGUGUGACCAAAGAGAGCCUCUUCGUACAUGAUGUCGACAAGAUGGAGCUGUUGUUGCAGAUGGUCGAGUAUGAGCGUGCAAGUGGGUGUGAGAGGGAUUUGGGCGAGUUCACGUGGGUUGCACAAAAGAUCCAGUGUGAGGAGGUCAAGGCCUGGGCGAGGCAAGUCUUCAUCGAGAGGAGGGACAUGUGGAAGAGUAAGGGGAAGACGCCGAGUUGGAGAGCAGAUACGCAACCCAAGGACGACGCAUAG
Molecule: messenger RNA, 768 nt
Organism: Plenodomus lingam JN3
Lineage: Eukaryota; Fungi; Ascomycota; Dothideomycetes; Pleosporales; Leptosphaeriaceae
Cellular component (GO): cytoplasm
Molecular function (GO): 5'-deoxynucleotidase activity
Source: RefSeq, a predicted model, not a curated record